Molecule: messenger RNA, 755 nt
Organism: Cicer arietinum (chickpea)
Lineage: Eukaryota; Viridiplantae; Streptophyta; Magnoliopsida; Fabales; Fabaceae
Product: histidine-containing phosphotransfer protein 1-like
Biological process (GO): phosphorylation; cytokinin-activated signaling pathway; phosphorelay signal transduction system
Cellular component (GO): cytoplasm; nucleus
Molecular function (GO): protein histidine kinase binding; histidine phosphotransfer kinase activity
Source: RefSeq, a predicted model, not a curated record
AGCAUUAUAGUUGCCAAUUGAGAACAAAAAUUGCAUUAUAUAUAGUUGUUAGCAUAAGGCACUGGUUGGUUAGAGAAAAAAAUAAUAACAAUGUAUAGUGUGGCUCUUUUGCAAAGACAGUUAGUUGAAUACACUUCUUCCCUUUUUCAAGAGGGAUUCUUAGAUGGUCAAUUUAACCAGCUUCAGCUACUUCAAGAUGAAAGUAAUCCAAACUUUGUAGUUGAAGUUGUGACUCUCUUCUUUGAGGAUGCAGAGAGGCUUCUUAAUGGAAUGGAAAAAGAAUUAGGACAUGAUAACAUUGAUUUUAAAAGGGUGGAUGCUCUUGUUCACCAGUUGAAAGGUAGCAGCUCCAGCAUUGGUGCACAGAGAGUUCACAGAGUCUGUAUAGCCUUCAGAAACUACUGUGAGGAGAAAAACACUGAAGGGUGCUUUAAAAGCUUGCAAGAAAUAAAACAGGAGUAUACCUUAGUGAAAAGCAAGUUUGAGACACUCUUCAAGAUGGAACAAAAGCUUUUUGCCGCAGGGGGUUCAGCUCCUAGAUGGUGAAUGAAGAAGGGCAGAUAAGCAUUAAUCAUUUCCAAUUUGCAUAAAAAGCAAUCACUUUCUGAUGUUAUUACUUUGCUCAUGAUCAUGUGUCCACUUUUAAUCCGUUUGAAAUGAAUUUAUCAUAUUUAAGAGUGAUUCAUGUACAAAAGAAAAUUGAAUAACCCUUAGUCUGGUAAUCCAUAUAUUUUGUGUAUGUUUAGAAUGUGUUA